Messenger RNA from Eriocheir sinensis (Chinese mitten crab), 2377 nucleotides. RefSeq lists its product as uncharacterized. NCBI's taxonomy places the organism in Eukaryota, Metazoa, Arthropoda, Malacostraca, Decapoda, Varunidae. The record is from RefSeq and is a predicted model, not a curated record. The transcript has 2 exons. The coding region runs from base 104 to 1804 and encodes 566 amino acids.
AAAAGAAAAAAACUUGUUUACAUGAACCUGUACAAAAGUAUUCCUCUAUCUUUAUUUUUCUUUCUCUCUCGGUAAAUAUUAUUCCCCGGCCAUUCUUGCUGUGAUGUCGAUGCUUGGCGGCGGUGGUGGCGGUGGCUGGCGGGGCUCGGGCGGGGGCGCGGCGCACAGCUUCUCGGGCGUGGUGAAGGCGUUGCACGGGCUGGCGCAGCGCGGGGGCGUGGCGGCGCGGGGCGCGGAGGGCCAAGAGCUGUACCCGCGGCUGACGGCGCUGCUGGAGCGGGAGCCCGGGCUGGCGCGGCUGCUGGGGCGGCGCGACGUGGAGGUGCUGGCGGCGCUGCUGCAGGCCGAGCCGCGCGCCUGGCCGUGGCUGGGGCCCGCCGUGGCCGCCGCGCUCAGGGCAGACACCGGGGACGGGGAGCGCCGUGCCUGGAUCAACGAGACCCACGCCGUGCUGCUGGCCCGCGGCGCCGCCGCCAGUCUGCUGCAGGGCGCCUCGCGGACGCUGCCUGCUGACCUGUUCUUGCUGGAGGCGUGCGUGGCGCGGCCCGGCGUUGACGACGUGGUGGUGGUGGUCAACGCGGUGCGGCUGCUCAUCAAACAGCAGGAGGAGGCGGGCUGGGCGGGAGACGCAGCGCCCCUGCUGGCGGCGCUGCGGCUGCUGCACACGUGGCGGCGGCCCCUGGCCACGGCGCUGCCCGGCUGGCCCGCCUCGCUGCGGCGGUGGUGCGUACGGCUGGCCAAGCAGCCCGCCGCGCUGCCGCUGCUGGGCGGGACGCUCAUGCUUGUCAGGGACUUACUGCAGGAAGCGCCGCCCCCCGACGCCCUGCCGUGGCUGGAGACGCUGUUGGGGGCGGCAGCGGAGGUGCAGGGGUCCUGGCGCUGGGCCGCGGCGCCCACCAUGCUGCUGACGCUGGCCUCGGCCACGGCGGGGCUCGCCACCACCCUGCAGGCCCUGCUGGAGGUGCCGCACCUCAGCCUGCAGCAGGAGCAGCUCCAGGCCGCCCUCAAGCAGCUGCUGGCGCUUCUGGACGAGCGCGGCGACCCCGCGGCCUGCCAGCUGCCCGCCGACGCCCUCGGCGCCGUCCUGGCCUGCGCCUGCCGCCUGCUGGACCUUUCCCCGCCACCACUUCUGUUCUGGGUCGCCGCCGCCGCCGCCACGCCCACGCGCGUGCUACAGGCCGUGGAGGACUCCCCUGCCGGCGGUGGCGGCGCGGUGGUGGUGGAGGAGGCGCGACUGGUGACGGCGCUCCUGCGGGUUCUCAGCCACUUCUCGGUGCGCGUGUUGGCGCUGGCCCUGCGGCGGCUGGGGGCCCUGGGGGCGGGGGGCGAGGACCCCCUGCUGGGCGUGGUGGCGGAGUGGUUCAGCGCCGUGGUCGCCAGCGGCCUGCGCCUGGACCCUGCGGCCUGCCUGCUGCCGCCCGCCGGGACACCCCUGCUGCAGGCGCUGGCCCAGCACUUCCGCCGCCGCCAUGACUCCGCGCUGCUGCAGGUGGCGGCCUUCGCGCUGCUGGGCGGCGACACGGCGAGUAUUGAGGCGCGGGCCUUCGGAGAGGCCGUGGCGCGGGAGGUGGCGGCAGUGCAGGACACGGCGGUGCGGGGCGCCUGCACGCUGGUGGCCUUCACCUGCUGCCCGCGGCCUAUCUUCCUGCAGAGCCUCGCCGCGCGGGCCCCGGGCCAGGCCGCUGCGGACGUGGCGGCCUGCCAGCGCGCCGCCGCCGCCGCGCACCCCAAGUACCAGGAGCUGCUGGCCGCCCUGGCCCGCCAGGCGGCGCCUCUGCUGCACGCCGGGGCCCUGCACGAGUAACGACUCUACGUGGGCGGGGUUUGUACACCCACUUCACAGGAAACUCCGCCCCCCCCCACCCCCUCCCCGUGCUGGCCUGGACACACUAACACCCACCCCGCCCACCGUUACCCGUGACGCCAUCUAUACACCCGGGGCCACAUUCACACACUGCGUCACCACACCCACACGGGCCACCCUCAUCCCUGCGUCACGCCCCCACACCGCCCCCCUCAGCCCCACACACACAGGCCGUCGCUGGUCACCGCUUCACCGCACCCCGUCCCCGCUGGGCCCCUGCUGUACACGGCGCCGCCCACCUGGUUCCCGCGCGGGCCGUAGUUACACACGUAGAGGCGACUCACGCCGAACAUGAAGGGCACGAAGUACGUGGCGCCGCAGCCGACCUCCCGCGUCGACGCCCACACCACCUGCGGCAGAGGACAGUGUUACGGCAGGUGUUACGAGCUGCAGUUAGGACCAGUUGUUACAGUCAGGUGUUAGGAGCUUUCACUUUCACUCCGCACCCUUCCUCCACCUCUCCUAACAACCCCAAACCUUACUCGCCACGAUUUCUUUCGCUUCUGUCUUUAC